AUGUCUGCCUCCGUUGAAACUUCAUUGGCAUACGCCUCCCUGAUCUUGGCCGACUCUGACAUUGAGAUCAGCGCCGACAACCUGGCCACCUUGACCGAGAAGGCCAACGUCCAGGUCGACAAGAUCUGGACCACUUUGUUCGCCAAGGCUUUGGACGGCAAGGACCUCAAGGAGUUCUUCUUCAACUUCAGCGCUGCUCCAGCUGCUGGUGCUGCCGCCGGUGCUGCCGGUGCUGCUGCUGGCUCUGCCGCCGCUGAGGAGGCUGAGGAGGAGAAGGUUGAGGAGAAGGAGGAAUCCGACGACGACAUGGGAUUCGGUUUGUUCGACUAA
Kuraishia capsulata CBS 1993 is the source of this 330-nucleotide messenger RNA. RefSeq lists its product as uncharacterized. Bases 1 to 330 code for a protein of 109 amino acids. Gene Ontology annotation, molecular function: protein kinase activator activity; ribonucleoprotein complex binding; structural constituent of ribosome. The transcript has a single exon. Gene Ontology annotation, biological process: cytoplasmic translation; translational elongation. Lineage: Eukaryota; Fungi; Ascomycota; Pichiomycetes; Pichiales; Pichiaceae. The record is from RefSeq and is a predicted model, not a curated record. Gene Ontology annotation, cellular component: cytosolic large ribosomal subunit; ribosome.